CGUCACAUUUUGACAGCAAUCAUGCGGAGUAAGUGAGUGUGGAAGGCAACCGAUCCUCAAAAAACAAAACAUCGUCCAGCUUACCUUAAAACAUUUGAGCUUAUUUUAAUAAAUUAAAAGAGAAGCAGUUGUUUUGUAAGAUGCCACUUAUUCCUGCUAGUGGAACCGGAAAGUUCUGGGCACAUUCUGCCAAAAUUAUUCGCUUCGCAAGGCAUGGGUGCACUAACAGACCAUUCUAUCACAUUGUCGUUAUGGAACGUAGAAAAGGCCAACAUCAGCCUGUUAUUGAACAAAUUGGAACUUACGAUCCCAUACCCAACGAGAACAACGAAAAGCUGGUUUCCUUCAACUUUGAGCGCGUGCGCCACUGGCUAGGAAGCGGAGCCCAUCUUUCGACACCGGUCGCGGAAUUGUUAGGUAUUGCGGGUCUGCUGCCAGUUCAUCCAAGGACCUACAUGAGCGCGUGGAGAAACAGACAAGCAGCUGAGAAAGUCGCAGAGCUUGAAGCGGCGAAACAAAAAGCCUCGGGCUCUACCCAAGGCGCUGAGAUAAGCAGUUGAAUAUUAUAAUAGUCAUCAAAAGUUGUAGUCAUAAAGAUCAAUAUAAAAGCCAUGUUCAGUUUCCAUUGUA
Molecule: messenger RNA, 630 nt
Organism: Aedes aegypti (yellow fever mosquito)
Lineage: Eukaryota; Metazoa; Arthropoda; Insecta; Diptera; Culicidae
Gene: mRpS16
Product: probable 28S ribosomal protein S16, mitochondrial
Exons: 3
Coding region: 141-560 (139 amino acids)
Biological process (GO): mitochondrial translation
Cellular component (GO): mitochondrial small ribosomal subunit; ribosome
Molecular function (GO): structural constituent of ribosome
Source: RefSeq, a predicted model, not a curated record